AAGUAAGGAAAAUUAAUGUCAAUAAAGGAAGAUGGUUUAAUGUUUUCAUUAAAUAAGUGCAGAAUAUGCUUAAAAUCGGGAGAAAUCUUUAUCCCAGGGAUUGAAAAUCUUUUAGAACAAGUUAUUGAAUUCGGUGGUGUGAAAAUAACGGAAGAUGAUUUAUUUCCUAAACAUAUAUGCGAUUCUUGUUACUCGUUACUUAAAGCUGCCUUACUUUUCCGACAGAAAGCGCAGAAUUCGGAGAGGAUUCUCAAUUCUAAGAAGAUGACUCUAGAUUCUGAGGUAGCCAGCAGCGAUUCAAAAAGUUCAGCAGACGAGGAAGACUUACACAAUUUUAAUGAACAUAGCCAAACAUAUAGAAAGAUUCAGCCAAAGCUCCAGGUUUUGGAAAACGACUGUAAUGACAAAUUUUCUGGUGAUGAAUCAACAUCUCGUAAUGGCGAUUUCCAAAUCGAAGACGAAUUGGAAAGCUCUGGGUCAGAAAGAGAAUAUUUGGAGAUAAAUGAUGACACUGAUGAUUUUCUGAGUACUAAUGUAAUGUGUGUAAUAAAUCAAGAUAGUGAAAUUAAUUUAGUUUCUAAUAAGGAUAACGAAAACUAUCAUAUAGAACAAUACCAAUGCGGUAUGUGUAGUAUGAUUAGUGAAACCCUAGAUAAGUUGGAGAUACAUUGUGAAUUGAAUCAUAACAUUAAGGUAACUGAUACUAUGAAAUGUGAUGUGUGUAAGGAAGAUGUUAGUGUCGCGAUUCAACACAUACACAUGAAACAACAUAAAGAUGAAUAUAAACGAAAAAGAAGAAAAGUAGGAAAAAUAGAAUGUAAUAUUUGCAAAAAAUAUAUUAUGAAAACCUAUAUCAAAUAUCAUAUGAAAAUGCAUGGUCCGGAAACUGAAAGAGCCGAAAGAAAAAAAUAUUGCCGUUUGUGCCAAAAGCCAAUAUCGUUACACUAUUUUGUCAGUCACCUGAGAAGAGUACAUCAAAGAGGGCCAAAUGAGGAAAAAAUAGACCAAGCGAAUUUAAUUAACGUUAACAAAGAUUCAUUUGAAAACUGUCCAAUAUGUGAAAAAUUGGUGCACAAAUCAAAGUACAAAGAACAUCUAGCUGAUCACGGUAAGCCUCCAAAGAAAUAUGUAUGUGAAUAUUGUGCAAAAGAAUUUAGAUAUCAAUCAGCCUUUAAAACACAUCAGUUGACUCACACAGAUGAGUUUAAAUACCAGUGUCAGUUUUGCCCAUACAAAGCUCAAUAUUUAGGACUCAUUAAAGUGCAUGUUAGGACUCAUACUGGAGAUUAUAACUAUAAAUGUCCACAUUGCCCAUCAAAAUUCAUAACAAAGAGUAAUCUCAACCAGCAUAUCCAAAGGCAUAAUGUUCGUGGGAAUAUUAAAUGUCAUACAUGCAAUAAAUACUUCUAUCGUAAAAGUAAUAUGGAAAAACAUUACUCAACAAAACAUUUGGGCAUACGAGAUGUAAUCUGUGAUAUCUGCGGUACAGGCUUCAGCCACAGAGAUGAAAUGCUAAGUCAUCAACUUAGAAUGCACAACAGGGAGAGGUUACUUCGUCGGGUUCCGACCUAUCUGAGAGUAGCUAGAGAAAAGGAAAAAGAUGAAAUUGACAUUAAGCAACAGCAGUUGCAAAAAUUAUGAUAAUAUUAGAAGUGAUAGUAGUAUGUAGUAUUUUAAUUGAACCGAUUAUCAGUUUUAAUUAUGCUGUAAGAAGUGGAAUGGAAACAUGUAAUACAAGAUAUUUUUUAUUGAA
Molecule: messenger RNA, 1753 nt
Organism: Bombyx mandarina (wild silkworm)
Lineage: Eukaryota; Metazoa; Arthropoda; Insecta; Lepidoptera; Bombycidae
Product: zinc finger protein 33A-like
Source: RefSeq, a predicted model, not a curated record